GGAAGGCAGCGGAGUCUCGCAGAGCGGUGAUGCUGCAGGGACUCAUCAUGCCUUCUGCACAUUAUUUAUUCAUUUCAGAACAACUCAAGACUCACGGUUACAGAUAGAAAGGAAUAAUCUCGUCUCGGGACGAAACUCAAGAAAAAUAACCCCCGAGCUGAAUAAACACCUGUGUGUGGAUGCUGCUGGUUUUCCGUUAUCUCCUGGAAGUGUCGGGCUGUCGGUGAAAAUUGCAGUUUCUGUGUGUGCUGAUAAAAAACAAACCAAAAAAAAUCACAUUCAGCGGGUUCAUGGUGUUAUUCUGAUCCUUGGUGCGGACUCUGUGUGUGGAUGGUCCGAUCCGACUAUGGGCUUCCCGAACCUGAGCCUGAGCUCCAGAACUGAUUCACCGCUGCUCUCUGUUUCACCACCGGGACAUAAACUCCUCUGACACCGUCCCUCCAGAACCCGUCCAUUGCUGUGUGUUGUUACUGCACCCUGUGGACCCAAAUGGAGACGGUCGGAGACUUCGAGUACAGCCGGAAAGACCUGAUAGGACACGGAGCCUUCGCGGUCGUCUUCAAGGCAAGACAUAAAAAGAAGACGGAUUGGGAGGUGGCCAUUAAGAGCAUUAAUAAAAAGAACCUCUCCAAGUCCCAGAUUCUGCUUGGGAAGGAGAUCAAAAUUUUGAAGGAACUGCAGCAUGAGAACAUCGUAGCGCUCUAUGAUGUCCAGGAAACGCCCAAUUUUGUUUUUCUUGUAAUGGAGUUUUGUAAUGGAGGAGAUCUGGCAGACUAUUUACAAGCGAAGGGCACUUUGCAGGAGGACACCCUGAGGAUCAUUCUUCAGCAGAUAGCAGCAGCUAUGCGUGUCCUCAACAGCAAGGGUAUCAUCCACCGAGACCUCAAACCCCAGAACAUCCUCCUGUCCUACACUGGCCGCAAGAAAUCCAGUGUCAGUGGCAUCCGCAUUAAAAUUGCUGACUUUGGUUUUGCUCGAUAUCUUCACAGUAACAUGAUGGCAGCCACUCUGUGUGGUUCUCCUAUGUACAUGGCUCCAGAAGUAAUAAUGUCCCAGAACUAUGAUGCCAAAGCAGACCUGUGGAGCAUCGGGACUGUAAUUUAUCAGUGUCUUGUGGGGAAGCCACCUUUCCAGGCAAACAGCCCACAGGACCUGAGGAUGUUCUAUGAGAAAAACAAGACUCUCAUGCCAAACAUCCCAAGAGAAACAUCUCCUCCCCUUGCUGAUCUGCUGCUGGGUUUAUUACAGAGGAAUCAGAAGGACCGGAUGGAUUUUGACACAUUCUUCAGCCAUCCCUUCUUGGAUCAAACGUCCAACAUCAAAAAAUCUUACCCUGUGCCAGUGCCUGCAUGCCCUAGCUCAGUGUCGGAGAGCACUUGCGGCAGCUCGUCUUCCUGCCGUUACGCCUCACCUCCGUUGUUGCCGGACAUGCAGGCUCUGCCUGAAGAUGUGCUCUCCUCUCCACCUCUCGGCCCUCCCAACUACCUGCAGCUGUCUAAAGAGUCCGGUGGCAGCACCAGCAGCAAGAACUCCUCCUGCGAUACGGACGACUUUGUGCUGGUGCCGCACCUCUCCGGAGAACAGUCCUAUGACCUGCCGAUGGGGGCCACUGGCCGUAGACCAUCGAGUGAGUUUCUGCUGUAUGGAGGGCAGCCGCAGCCUUCUUCAGGCCAGAACCCUGUGGUGUCCCCUCGAACAGAGACCACCCCGAUCCCUGUGCCCACUCAGGUGCGCAACUACCAGCGGAUCAAGCAAAACCUGUCCAGCAGCCCGAGCACUACCCUCCACGGCUCACCCAGGUCUGGUACAGUGCGGCGCUCUAACACCAGCCCUAUGGGAUUUCCAAAAGCUGCCUCCGGCUCUCCCAGCCCUGCUGAUGCUGCCCAGACUGUGGGUCGAAGACUCUCCACUGGGAGCUCCCGUCCCUACUCGCCUUCUCCACUGGUGGCUACUAUUCCUGAACAGCUGGGUCACUGCUGUUGUGGACAUCCCCACAGCCACGAAGCACGCAGUCGCAGCUCAUCUGGUGGUUCCCCCGUGCCCUCAUCUCAAUUGCUGGGUGCCCGUCUCCAGAGUGCACCCGCCCUGACCGACGUCUACCAAAACAAGCAGAAGCUGUACAAGCAGCUGUCCGAUCCUGUGCAGCCCACUGCCUUAGUCUAUGCCCCUACCCACUCACCACAGCUGGGACGCCCUGGCAACCUGGGGACCUCUCCUACCAAGCACCUUGGCUCCUCCCCUCGCACCUCUGAUUGGCUUCAAAAGUCUCCCCUGCCCACUAUCAUUGGCUCACCAACCAAGACCACUGCUCCCUUCAAAAUCCCUAAAACUCAGGCCUCAUGCAACCUCAUGGCCUUGGCUUCUCAACAGGGCAUAGCGGACAGCCCCAAUUCCAGUAAGAUGUCUACUGAUGCCCGGGAGAUCUGCCCUCAUCACUGGUCACCAAACCCCAGCGGCCGCAACUCGGCUUCUGAGAGCUCCAAAACUACCUUUGGCAGGUCUGUGAGUACAGGGCGUCUGUCAGAGCAGCCUGUGAGAAUCACUCUGGGAGGACAGACGUACCAGGGCAGUACGGAUAGCCUCAACACAGAGAGACCUAUGGACACAGCCCCUGCAGGGUCAUGUGGUCUGGCAGUGGGCAGUGCGAGUCCCCGUACCGUAGUGUUCACAGUAGGCUCGCCCCCCAAAAGCAGCACCCCACCCACUUGCAGCCACCUGAGCACACGCCCGCGUACCACAUCAGUAGGGUCCACAGGUUCAGCAGGCUCCCUGUACUCUACCAGUGGAAAGGUGUGCAUGGGUUCUCCUCCUGCUAUGGCCAUGGGUAGUUCUCCCCCUGGGGCGGAAGCAGCCCCCAGCAGCAUACGUUAUGUCCCCUAUGGCACCUCUCCACCCAGCCUUGAUGGGUUUAUCACGUUUGAGGCCCCUGAACUCCCAGAGGAGACACUGAUGGAGAGAGAGCACACAGACACAUUAAUGCACUUGCGGAUGAUGCUGUCCUUUACGGACUGUGUGCUGGAGAUGGCCGCUGUGAGAGCAGGAGGAGCAGACCUUGGCAUUUCUGCAGCAUCGCUUUACCCUCCUCAGGAGAGUGUGGUGGUGGACCAGAUCAGCCAGCUCAGCAAGGAGUGGGGGCAAGUGGAGCAGCUGGUGUUGUAUAUGAAGGCUGCUCAGCUGCUCGCGUCCUCUCUGCACCUGGCCAAAGCUCAGAUCAAGUCUGCCAAGCUGAACCCCUCUACUGCGGUCAAACAAGUGGUUAAAAGCCUGAACGAGCGCUACAAGAGCUGCAUCUCUCUGUGCCGCCAGCUCACAGACAAACUCAACCACUUCUUCUCAGACAAACAGCGCUUCGUGGACGAGAUCAACAGCGUGACUGCUGAGAAGCUCAUAUACAACCACGCGGUGGAGAUGGUCCAGUCGGCAGCGCUGGAUGAGAUGUUCCAGCAGACCGAGGACAUCGCGUACCGCUAUAACAAAGCCGCCAUGCUGUUGGAGGGCCUCGGAAAGAUCCUGCAGGAUCCGGCGGACAAAGAGAACGUCACCAAGUAUAAGGCGAGUGUGGACCGGAGGAUCUCCGCGUUGUGUUACUGCACUGUCACGCUGUACGAAUAGAACCUUCACCCGAGGACCAUCCACCUUCCAGCUCGCUCAGACGAGAGGAUCCCCUCACUCGCACUGUUCCAACUUCGUAGCAGCCAGAGCACUUUUCCUUUUGCAUUAUUCUUAUUUUUCAUGAAAUCACCCGACCCAACAGACCAAGUAUUAUUUUUUUUCAUAAAGGACCUCUUCCACCAAAUCACUACCAAAGAAAAAUGCAACAAGAAGAAGACAGGUUCUGUUCUUAUGAAAGAGGCAUUGGACUCAGCGAGCUGUCUCCUGAUCGUUUCAGUAGUUCUCCUCCGAACACCUCUCUUAGCUUUUUUUUUCUUCUCUUUUUACACUGAGGACUGGUCUUUUUUAAUAUUACUUUUUUUUAAAUACUGUAUUCUGUGAUAGUGUUGCAAUUAUUUAUUGGUUUUAGGAUGAUAUUAGUGUUGUGAUGUUACGUUUGGAUGCUUUUCUUGAGUCAGACUCACAUCGGCCUGUAAUUAGCACAAACACGCACUCGUUUACUCGGCUGUCUUUAGCACGGUAGCCUGAGAUUUGUAACAUAAUUUUUUUUUUUAUCAAAUGCACUUUAUUGACACGGACAUGAGAAAGACUUGGGCGAGAACCCACACUGAGCUGUUAUCGAAGACUUGACUUGCUGCCUCGCUCAACAGGCUGUAAAGAGAAAUUAAAACGCCUGUAAAGUGCAGGGACGAGCGUUUUCCCUGCUUUCUCGGCGAUUAGGAUCAGUCAUGACAUUCAAUAUCAAUAAUAAUGAUCAAGAUACUUGAGUAGUUACUUUUUCAUUUGUUAAUAUACUAGAAACAAGCAUUAUGUUUAGAUUAAUACUGGAUUUUUUUUCCUUUUUUAUAAACUGACGUUUGCGUUGUGUAAAUAUUUGAAUGUGCAUGUGCAAUGUCUGUCUUGUGUUUUGUUCAUUUCGGAAUGAAGGCAGUUGUAGGAGCUGUCAUGGGAUUCCCUGCCACUUAAUCCAAGAGCACAAGUCAUUUUUUUUGUUUGUUUUUUUAAAUCAGUUUGAUACUUACUCACUACUGCCAUUCAGACUCUUAUGCAGCCCUCAAGGAAGAGACCUCAUGUUCGUCUUUGCAUGGCAGCUCAGAAUUCAGAAAACCUGUGCUCUCUGAAGUACAUUCCUGUUGGAGUGAAGCCGGAUAAGGAUACGAAACGGAAAUGCUAAUGUGAACUUUCUCUGCCUUUCCCUGGCAGUCUGUAUGUGUGUGUGUGUGUUUUUAUAUAUAUAUAUAUAUAUAUAUAUAUAUAUAUAUAUAUAUAUAAAUGAUACUGUGUGUGUGUGUAUAUAUAUAUAUAUAUAUAUAUAUAUAUAUAUAUAUAUAUAUAUAUAUGUGUGUAUAUAUGUGUGUGUGUGUGUGUGUGUGUGUUGGCACUGCUGAAGUGCACUAAAUGCCAGUUUAAGAAAACUGAAUUGAAAGCACUGUAAAAUUUGCCUGCUUUCACCUGUACAUGUGUUAAUAAGAACCUCCUGGUGUUCUAGAGCUGCACUGGCACUGAGGCUGUCUCCAGUGUGUUCUUCUUCACGAUCAUUUCAUGGUUUAUAUAUUUUAUUCUCAGACUUUACCUUCACAAGGUAAAGUCUAUAUACAGACGAUUUUAAAAAAAUACACCAUUAAGAUAUUCUCCUGGCUCCUUUUAUAAUAUCCGUGUGCAGUCCCGAAGCCUGUAGACGUCACUCCAUGUUCAGGUUCUGAGCACCAUGUGCAUGGGAUGUUUUCUUAGAAGUGACUGGUGUAGAGAGUAAUUCAUACCUAUGGAAAGUUAGAAUGUAUAUUCCCUGGUCUUGAAGUAAAUAACCCAUCUGUCUCAUCUCAUCCAGCCAGCGCAAUGGAAAUAUCAAAGCUCCUGUUUUUCGGACACACUAUUGUAAUCGUUUCACCAACAGCUCUGUUCUGUACGGAAUCAGAAAUCCACUCAGGUUCAUCCGAGCCCCCCGCUCUCUUUCUGCAUUGUACCAUGAUGAUGAUUGUUCAUUUUGCAUGGACAUGAAAUAUAAAUUUUCUAACUUGGGACUUGUUACAGGACAACCAAUAAGAACAGUAGUUCAGUCCAACGUACAAAUAAAAUCAUUUCUAUAUAAUUCUAAAAUGGAAACUGUAACUGCCUCUUGUCAUGAGUGGGGUCACAAAGUUGUCUAUCGAUGUCCUGGUUUACAUCCAUGUGACUGUUCUUGCCCAGGAGUCAUUUUUCACUGAAUCAGCAGGUCAUUCUGUUGGAUUAGUAGCCUUACAAAUAGAUCAGUAGAAAAAUCUAAUAAAAAUAUCGUUCGAAAAUA
Neoarius graeffei (lesser salmon catfish) is the source of this 5896-nucleotide messenger RNA. It is a transcript of the gene ulk2, whose product is annotated as unc-51 like autophagy activating kinase 2. Lineage: Eukaryota; Metazoa; Chordata; Actinopteri; Siluriformes; Ariidae. Gene Ontology annotation, biological process: autophagosome organization; peptidyl-serine phosphorylation; autophagy. The record is from RefSeq and is a predicted model, not a curated record. Gene Ontology annotation, molecular function: protein serine/threonine kinase activity; ATP binding. Bases 490 to 3612 code for a protein of 1040 amino acids. Gene Ontology annotation, cellular component: autophagosome; cytoplasm. The transcript has 28 exons.